AAAUUCAAAUCAAACAGCCGCCUCAUCUCUCAACGGUACACUCACUCCACACAGAUCGGUCGACCGUUCGUUUUCUUCCUUCUCCCAUUUCCAGCUGAGAUCGAGAGCAAUACGAGGAGAUUAGGGUUUUGGUCGGCGGGAUAUGGAGAAUCCGGAGUCGCAGAGUGUUAGGGUUGCAGUGAAUAUCCGACCGCUCGUUACUCCCGAGCUUCUCGUUGGAUGUACUGAUUGUAUUACGGUUUAUCCCGCUGAAAAGCAGGUUCAAAUCGGAUCUCAUGCAUUCACAUUUGACUGUGUAUUUGGUAGCACGGGUUUGCCUUCUUCAUCAAUAUUUGAGGAAUGCGUUGCCCCAUUGGUGGAUGCUCUGCUGCAUGGUUACAAUGGCACAGUACUUGCCUAUGGUCAGACUGGUUCCGGAAAGACAUACACCAUGGGCACAAAUUAUAAUGGAGAGGAACAGAAGAAUGGGGUCAUUCCCAGAGUGAUGGAAACCAUUUUCAGCGAAGUUGAGACUUUGAAAGAGUCUACUGAAUUUUUAAUAAGAGUUUCAUUUAUUGAGAUUUUCAAGGAAGAAGUAUUUGAUUUGCUUGAUUCGAGGACUACAGGGCCUGCAAGAGUUCCUAUUCAAAUAAGAGAAAGAGUGAAUGGAGGAAUUGCCCUUGCUGGGGUUACAGAAGCCGAAGUGAGAUCAAAAGAGGAGAUGGCUUCAUACUUGUUGCAGGGUUCUUUAUCUCGUGCUACAGGUAGCACAAAUAUGAACAGUCAAUCAAGUCGAUCGCAUGCUAUUUUCACCAUCUCCAUGGAACAAAGGAGAAUGGCCCAUUCUUCAGGAGAUGAUGUUGGGGAUGAUGUUUUGACCGCGAAGCUUCACUUGGUGGAUCUUGCUGGAUCGGAACGAGCAAAACGGACUGGUGCAGAUGGAUUACGCUUACAAGAAGGUAUUCACAUCAACAAGGGUUUGCUGGCUCUUGGAAAUGUCAUUAGUGCUUUGGGAGAUGAUAGGAAGCGCAAAGAAGGCGGGCAUGUUCCUUACCGUGACAGCAAGUUGACACGCAUACUUCAGGAUUCCCUUGGCGGAAAUAGCAAAACAGUUAUGAUUGCUUGUGUUAGCCCUGCUGAUAGCAAUGCCGAGGAGACACUUAAUACACUGAAAUAUGCGAAUCGAGCACGGAACAUUCAGAACAAAGCAAUUGUCAACCGUGAUCCUAUGGCUGCCCAACUACAAAGGAUGCGAAGUCAAAUAGAACAGUUACAAUCAGAAUUACUCUACUUCCGUGGAGAAUCCAACGCACCAGCGGAGGAAAUUAAAAUUCUUAAGCACAAAAUAUCAUUGCUCGAAGCAAGUAAAAUGGAACUACAGGAGGCGUUGAGAGAAUGUAGAAUUGGUUAUGAUCACCUGUCACAGCGGGCUGUUGAUGCUCAGGUGGAAAGGGAUACACUGAUGAUGAAACUUCAAUCAGCUCGAAAUGGAAAACUUUUGGAUGAAGAUGACACUGCUUCUGAUAAGGAUUAUGAUAUUGUGAAAAGUUAUGUUAGUAAGAUUCAGGAAUUAGAGAGUGAACUUAUGAGGAUACGAAAUUUAAGCCGUUUGAAACAUGAGACUUCUGGAGAUUAUUUCGAUUCAGAAGAUGAAGCUCACUCAAGAAACUCUUAUCUCAUAGAUUCUGAUGUACAGACAAUAGAAUCUGAUGAUGUAGUUGAAGAUGUCGAGAAGGAACUUGAGCAUUCUUCUUUCCAGGAAAAGAUGGAUAGAGAACUCAGAGAAUUGGAUAAGAGACUCGAACAGAAAGAGGCUGAAAUGAAACAAUUUGCGAGUGGCGAAACUUCAGUUCUUAAGCAGCAUUACGAGAAAAAAGUUCACGAGUUGGAGGUCGAAAAGAGGGCCUUACAGAAAGAGAUCGAAGAACUCAGGCAUAGUUAUGCCAAUAUCAGUUCAAAUUCUGAUGAUAGUGCUCAAAAACUGAAGGAGGAGUAUCUUCAAAAACUCAAUGUUCUUGAAACGCAGGUUGCUGAGUUGAAGAAAAAGCAGGAUGCUCAAGCUCAACUUCUUAGGCAGAAACAAAAAAGUGACGAAGCUGCAAAAAGACUACAGGAUGAGAUCCACAGGAUAAAAACACAAAAGGUUCAAUUACAACAAAAGGUGAAGCAAGAAUCUGAGCAAUUCAGACAGUGGAAAGCAUGUCGAGAAAAAGAAGUGCUUCAGCUUAAGAAGGAGGGCAGAAGAAAUGAAUACGAAAUGCAUAAACUGUUAGCACUCAACCAAAGGCAAAAGCUGGUAUUGCAACGUAAGACUGAAGAAGCUGCUAUGGCAACAAAAAGGCUUAAGGAGUUGCUUGAUUCUCGCAAAGCUUCUCGAGAAGCUCCUGGAAGUACCAAAGGUCCCGGGAUUCAGGCAUUACUGCAGGCCAUUGAGCAUGAACUUGAGGUGACUGUGCGGGUCCAUGAAGUGCGAUCGGAAUAUGAGCGGCAAAUGAAAGAGAGGGUGAAAAUGGCUGAUGAGAUACAGAGACUGAAAGAAGAAGCACUUAUUGCAAAGCAGCAGAACUUGAGCAAUUUUCCAGAGACAAUGUCUCCCGGCGCCAGAUCUUCGAGAGUUUUUGCUCUCGAAAACAUGCUUUCGACUUCUUCAAGUACACUUGUUUCCAUGGCAUCUCACCUUUCCGAAGCAGAGGAGCGCGAAAAAGCAUUCAGUGGCAGAGGAAGAUGGAACCAAGUUCGUUCUUUGGCUGAAGCGAAGAAUGUCAUGAAUUUUCUGUUUAACUUGGCUUCCUCCUCCAGAUGCCAACUAACAGAUAAAGAAGUUGAAUGUAGAGAAAAGGAUUCCGAAAUUAGAAAUUUGAAGGAGAAAGUAGUGAAUUUGGUUCGACAACUCGAGCAGCAAAAGGUUGAGCUCAGUCGCCGUGAUGGCCAUGUUUAUGAUUUGCGACCGAAGGGACUCCGCAACUCGAUUGCUUUCGGUAGCGGCACGGGCAACGGGCUUGAGCUACAGGAAGACAUGGUUACAUCAGAUGACGACGACGACGAGUGGGAAAAGACGAAGGAAAGGAGAAAACGGCCAGCGAAGAAAAGGAAUUCACGAUCAAAUAGCCAAGAAACACCUGCCCAGUUGGAACAGCAACCGAUCAUAAUUCUCUCCACGCCGGAAGCGCCAUGCUGCACGUGCACCAGAAGCUCAUACUGCAAGACGUCGAGAUGCGAAUGCCGAGCAGCGAACGGGAACUGCAGCCACUCGUGCAGCUGUGAGCCCACGAGAUGCAGCAACAGGGGAGCAGCAGCUACAACAACAGACAACUUGUUGCAGCCAGAACUGAUUGACAUUAGCGGGGAUACUUCCGGGACGGACGAAGAACGAAGCCGCCACCUCGCCUCUCACGGCGCUAGGCUUCUUCAAACUGCGUUGUCUGAUAAACCGUUGUCUGAAGGAGGCAAUGCUGCUGCUACUACGAGGAAGCCAUUGUCGGACAUUGGGAAUAAUGUGGCGGCAAAUUCGGGCAUACCUAGGCCUAAUAAUGCUGCGAGGAAAAAGUGGCGGAGAUCGGUUAUUCAGCUGGUGCCUGCGACACCACCGGCGACUACUACGACUACGACUAGUAUGGAUGUGGAGAAUGGUGAGGCGAAGGGAGUGGGGAGUUGGGAAGGCGAUAUUCCGUUGAAGUUGCCGAGAGCGAUGAGGUCUAAUAACAACAACAGUAUUACUAGUCAGCAGCAGCAGCAGCUUAAAGAGAGGAACUGUGAUCCACAGGAGUCGGGAGUCGUGGACAAUUCGACGAUGGAGAUUGGUGGGAGUAAAGAUGGGAAGGAGAAUCGGAGGAUGGAAUGAUUGAUUGAAGUUGUUGCAGGUAUGGUAGGUUGUUUUGUUGAUUCGAUUAUUUUGGUAUGGUUGUGGUUGUGGUUGGUGGAUGAUUGAUUGAGUGAGUGAUGUUUGGGUUGGGAAUGGACAUUGAGUAUGAUUGAUUAUUAUGGUUAUGGUUAUGAUUGUCCGUGAAAGGACUUGAGCGAGGAAUGAAUUGGAUGACUUAUCAUGGUGUAUCGAUGAAUGACAACUUGUCUAGUGUUAGACUAGUUGUAGUACACUACUGUGUUUGCUUGCAUAAUUAUUAUU
This is a messenger RNA of Andrographis paniculata, 4102 nucleotides long. RefSeq names its product kinesin-like protein KIN-4C. Gene Ontology annotation, molecular function: ATP binding; microtubule motor activity; microtubule binding. The coding region runs from base 143 to 3820 and encodes 1225 amino acids. Gene Ontology annotation, biological process: mitotic spindle organization; microtubule-based movement. The record is from RefSeq and is a predicted model, not a curated record. The transcript has 27 exons. Lineage: Eukaryota; Viridiplantae; Streptophyta; Magnoliopsida; Lamiales; Acanthaceae.